CUGCCGGCCGGGGACGGGCUCUCCGGGCCGGCCGCGGCCCGCUGCUCCUCCAUCGCCGCCUCUCAACGUGGCUCCGCGCUCAGUUGGCCUCCACUUUGCUCUGUGCUGUGGGAUCCAGAGGAGGAGGCUCUAGAACAUGGCCGUGCUCGCCGGGAGAUGCGGCUGCUGGCUGGGGGAACUCUCAGAGUGUGCGCCCCCCCCGGUGCGUCAUGGCCGGGUGAGCCUGGUGCCGCGCGCUGCUCCCUCACACCGAGGGCUUCUCCCCCUAUGACAGCCCCGCGUGCGCGCAGUCCUCACAUCACAGCUCCGCGAGAGCGCACGCUCACGCCCGCCAACCAGGAGGACCGGUACCGUAGCUGCAUUUCCCUGAUGAAGAAGGAGCUGAGGGGACUUGGGACUGAGAAGAAGAUGGCCCAGGUGUCACACACCCACUGCAACCCGCUGUUCGAGAUGUCGCUCAGCAGGAGUGAGCUGUACAGCCCCCAGCCGGAGGACCUGAAGCCAGCCAGAGCCAGAGCACAGUGGUGUCUGAAGUUAAUGAUCCUUUACAUCAUCUUACAGACAGCUCUCAACGCCUUUCUCAUUUAUGAAGUUUUCAAGUUAAAGUCGGUGCCGGCUCCACAGACUUCAGAGAGGCUGACGUCUGCCAACACUUCCCUGGACAAUAGCGGCCUCCAGUUUCUGAUCCACAACAGCAGCAGGGAGACCAGCAGCCUGAGGGGGCACCUGGGGGCCCUGCAGACUCAGGUGAGACAGCUGUGUGGAGAGGAGGGGCAGCUGGACAGGCUGAGGGCCGACCUGACCCUGCUGAACCUCAGCAGCCUCCACCUGCACAGCAAGCUAGCAAACAUCAGCCUCAAAACAGGACCCCCCGGUCGUCCAGGCACAGACGGGCUCCCCGGACUUCCAGGAGAACCUGGACAAAAAGGCAUCAAAGGAGACUCUGGGGCAGCUGGGCUUCCAGGACCAAAGGGGGAAAUGGGAGUCAAAGGACAACAAGGAGAGCCCGGCGCAGGUCCCAGGGGUCCUCCUGGAUAUCAAGGACCAUCGGGGGCAAAGGGAGAGAAAGGAGAUCCUGGGCUCUCAGGCGUUCCUGGUCCCAAAGGAGAAAAAGGAGAGCCGGGUCCGCUCGGACCUCCAGGUGAUCGAGGACUUCGGGGCUUCAAUGGAACUGCAGGACCUCCUGGACCACCAGGUGCCAAAGGAGAAAAGGGGGAGCUGGUAAAAGAGUCCACUGUGCGCCUCGUGCCUGGAAAAUACAAAGGAAGGAUAGAGGUCAAGUACAACAACGUCUGGGGCACCGUUUGUGAUGACAGCUUCGAUAGGCUGGACGGCAAAGUGAUCUGUAAGAUGCUGGGCUUCCAGUCCGUCGUCUCCACCUUCACCGCCAGCCCAGGAACUGGGCAGAUCUGGCUGGACGAGCUGAAGUGCACAGGAGCAGAAUCGGACGUCUUUGACUGUCCAAACAGUGGAGCUGGUACUCACAACUGCAAUCAUGAUGAAGACGCUGGAGUGCACUGUGUCUAGGCUGAACAGGAGGAAGAGCUGGGCUGGUCUGAUGUGUUUCACUGAUAUGUUUGAACACACACACACACACAGAGUUAAUCUUUCUGUUUCAUGAGAUUUCAAAGUAAUCUGUUUAGAUUGGACCCUGUUUCAUUUAUAAAAAAAUCACUGUUAGCUGGGUGCGGCUCCAUAUGGGGAAUGUUUCUGUAUCUGUGUCCUUUUUAAAGACAUUUUUUGGCUUU
Messenger RNA from Menidia menidia (Atlantic silverside), 1748 nucleotides. The record is from the annotation of a GenBank genome assembly. NCBI's taxonomy places the organism in Eukaryota, Metazoa, Chordata, Actinopteri, Atheriniformes, Atherinopsidae.